Coregonus sp. 'balchen' is the source of this 20025-nucleotide messenger RNA. The record is from the annotation of a GenBank genome assembly. Lineage: Eukaryota; Metazoa; Chordata; Actinopteri; Salmoniformes; Salmonidae.
AGAUGUUGAAGGAGUUGAACCAACAACGCAGAGCGAAAGACUUUACAGACCUGAAAAUAAUUGUUGAAGGCAAAGAGUUUGAAGUCCACCAAAAUGUUCUAGCUUCCUGCAGCCUUUAUUUCAAGGACCUGGUGAAAAGGUUUGCCUUCCCUCCCCUCCCCUCCCCUCCCUCACCAGCUUUUGAUCCAAUCUGUUCUUUUCAUAGGGUGCAUUUGUGUGGCUUUUUUUUCCCUCCCCCCUUUUCUCUCUUGCAGGUGUGUGAAGACUUUGGUUCCUAUCACAGGGCCAGCAGCCUCCUUCUCCUCCCGCUCCAAAUGAAUGUAUCUCUAAAACCAUGGGACAGAAAAGAUCACCCUAGUCUUUACCUUUUCCUCGCCAUCUAGAGACAAAUAACUACAAUUACAUUUUGAUGAGCAGAGAAAACGUUCAAUGAUUGGGGGAUGUUUUAAUGACUUAACUGUAGGGGCUUUAAACCAACUGAACAUAGGUUACCGUUAGUGCAUUAAAAAGAUAGGGAAGCUUCAGAGUUGCAAACAAAGCACAAAACAAACAGAGGCACAUCUCUCACCACCAUGCUACUCUUUACCCAACCACUAUUUUCACAGGUUAACGCCAUUCUCCAUUAAUGUUUUCAUUUGAUAGUGGAUCUGAGUAUUCCCCAUUACUCUAUUCCUCACAUGUCUCUGGGCUGUUUUGGUUCUAUAUUGUGUGGGUGCGUGCGUGCAAGUGAGUGUGUGUAUGAUGAUGUGAUUGGCAGUUUACCUGCCAGUGCUAGUAUGUGUUCCUUGGUUGUUGUGUUUGCAAAAUGUGUUUGUGUGAGUGAGUAGGUGUGUGUUUAUUUUCUUCAAGCUAAGCCAAAGCCAUCUCCUAGCGUCCUCACCCUGACUUCAGAUUCUUGCAGGUGUCCCAGAACCAAUGUUCUCUCGUCUCCUUGACAUGUGUGUUUGUUCUCCUGUACACCGCGCACAGACAGACCGACAAAGACUGUAGAGAGAGAGAGAGAGAGAGAGAGAGAAGACUGUACAUUACAAUAGGAAGCUCUAGUCUAAAGUCUGGGGGAGGCUGCCUGCUAGUUGCCCUGCAGCCAUGCUGGCUCUAUUGUGAGAUCAUCAGAGGGCGCCACGCUGCUUAUCAGACAUAGAGGCGAGCCAGCCAGGAGAUGCUUUGUGUGUGUCACUCACACGAGCAUGCCCAACACACAGGCCAGAAGAACACACUCUCUCACAUACACACACACACAAUUGUUCUUGCUGAAUGGGGACGCGUACUGAGAUAAUAGUGAGCACCAGCCCUCUCCCAACCACACCCCACUCAUAUUCACACAUAUAGUACAUCACAUCUACACGGCACACAACUUUCAGUUUGCUACAGACAGACUUGUGUUGGUGGAGCUGUCGAUAGGAUUCCCCUGUUUCUCUCCCUUAUCUGAGCCAGAGUUAGUUUGCUGCAUAGAGAGUUAGAUCCUGCACAGAGAGAAAUACUGGAGUGAGUUAGGUUCUGCAUAGAGAAUAGAGGUAGGUUCUGAUUAGAAACAAGGUCCCCAGAAAGACACAAAGUCCCCAUAGGAAUGGAAAUAAUUUGUGUCUGGUUACAAAUGUAUGCACUCACUAACUGUAAGUCGCUCUAGAUAACAGCGUCUGUUAAAUGACGAAAAUGUAAAAAUGGUUACGUUCAUCUGACUGCCUGCCUGCAUACAUUCUGAUAUUGUACUUGCUUAAUUUGGCUGCUUGAUAGAGAAAAUUCUCAUUAAGUGUAUAAUUAAUUGUAAAACGACCUUAAUUUAUCAUCCUAACGUGGGCCUUUCUCAUCUAGAUUAAAUCAAAAAUAGAAUUUCUAAUUUAACCGUACAGUUAGUGGUAUAUUCCAUGAAUAUGUAUGUUAUACUAAUCAGUAAUUGUAUAAAUUGCAUAAUCGUAUAAUUAUUAAUCGUAUAAGUUGUCAACCUUUUUGACAUGAUAAAGUUGUUAUAAUUCAUCACGGCAUGUACAGUACAGUACAAAUAGAACAAUAAAUGCUCUUGACUUUAUAAGGCACGUGGGACCUCUCCGGUUUUAUUGGCGUGUUUACUGUCAAACACAACACUGAGAGAGCGAGAGGGAGGGCGGGAGACUGAGAAAAAGCUGUGCCAUUUUUGCCUUGGCUCUCUUAGGUGUUGUGCAGUCAGGUAGGGUGUCACUGAGUUGGUUAAAGAGACAGAGAGAAACCAGAGAGAGACAGUGACAGAGAGAGAGAGAGAGAGAGAGAGCGAGAGAGAGAGAGAGAGAAGAGAAGGUCCCAGCCAAGGGUCCUGUCAUUGAGUUACGGCCUCUCUGUGCCAUUCAGGUCACUCUCCAGCGCCUGUGGAAUUAUGCUGAUGCCACACAUGGCCCCACACCGUGUCCAGAUUUUUAUGAGGUCGAAUGAAAGAGAGAAACGCACUCUUCACGCUCUCCCUGUGCUGCCCACUACCCCCAUGCCAUCGAGGUACUCACUGCUGUCGGGACUCCCUGUCAGUGCCUCAUAAACUACCACAGCAUGUGUGUGUGUGUGUGCAUAUGCACGUGCAUUUGCGUGUGUCCGUGUCCAUGUCCGUGUGUGUCCGUGUCCGUGUGUGUGUGUGUGUGUGGGGGGGGGGUGAGCGGGAGGCGCAGGCCUAUAACUCUCCGGUGUUAUCCAGACAGCCAGCGUUCACUCAGAGAGAGAGUAGAGAUGGAACAGAGGUUGAGCGCCGCUGCAUAUUUGUGCUGAUCUCCACACACACACACACACACACACACACACACACACACACACACAAUAAAUGAAAGUCUAAAUUGGAACAUAUGUCCAGCUGGCGCUCCGUGAAGUGGCUAAGUAAUGAUUAAAUUCUUGUUUACAUUCAGGAAAGUCAUUUUCAUUUAGUAGGUUAUGGUGUUUACUUUUAAGCAGUAGUUAAGUAAAUUGCAGAACAUUAAGGCACCAUCUCGUUAGAAAAUGGUUUUGAAAUAUAAUUUUUUAAAUGAUUAUAUUUUAAUCAUUAAAGCUACAGUAUUUGAGUUUGAGUGAGAUUGGGUUUCUGGGUAACACUUUAUUUGGAUAGAUGCUCUUCAGACUAUCUACUAACCCUAACCCAGGCUCGAACCCUAACCGUAACCUUUAACAUGACCCUAAACUUAACCCUUACCCUAACCCUUAUUUUAAACCUAACCCUAACCUUACCUACAGAUGGAAAAUCCGGACGAUCCAAAUAAAAUGUGACCGUUUUCUGUAUCAUACCCAGGAUGUAGGCCUAGCUAUUUCCGGUUAGCAGCAUUUUAAAAUAUUCAUAAUAUUUAAAUUGGUGUCGAUAUUUGAUGUAUGUUAUAAAAAGCUAAUUUAUAGUCAGUUUGCUGAAAGGAUCAGUAAAAUUAGAUUAUGAUAGAUGAGUAGCAAUUAAUGAUUGUGCAAAAUGAUCACUAAUGGCGGUAAAGAUUAAACCACGACAGAUGUUAAAAAUGUCCAUGCAGUUUAACUGCUGAUAUAUAUCCGCAAUCUCAUCCAUUUUAUGUAAAUCAUAAAAAUCUGCCUUCUUUGUUAAAUUUCCCAUCCUUGUAGACUAUAGUAUUGUAUUUCGAUAAAAUCUUAAAGAAACUCUAUAUCCUCCCUCCCUCGCUCUCUGUGUAAAGUACAAGCCUGAAGUACAAGCCUGCAGAGUUGAUGUAUCUCCCUCCUCUUUCGCAUUAAACUUGUCAAAAAUGUCCAGUCGUCGCGACCCUGCUACCUGAAGGAUGUAACACACCCGGCACUCACCCACCAAAAACCUAUUACCUCCCCCUUUAAAGGCUGCUGCUGCUCAGCCCAGAAAGACCACACACACACACACACACACACACACACACAGACCAACGGUCACCCCCAGUAAUUCCAUUUUCCCCCUCUGGAGUUUCAAUAAGUAUGCUCUGCACCCCCUUAAUUUAUGGGCACAGUGCAUCUGGUGCAGCUCAAUGGCAGGGCCUAAUGUAAAGGCACACACUCUCUGAGCAGUCUUGACACACUAGAACUUUGUUCAAUUUCUUGCCUUUUUUUCUCUCUCUCUCUUUCUGUUUUCAUAUGAUUCUGACUAAAGCUGUGACAAUACCAUUAUCGCAAUAUUUUUUCCAUGCCAAAAAAAGAAAACAUGAAGCAGACCUAACUCUUUGGUCCCAUAAAAACCUUCUGUAUGUAAGGUAUUGUGUGCUAUAGCUUGGAAAAUAAAUAUACUGAACAAAAAUAUAAACGCAAACAUGCAACAAUUUCAAAGAUUUUUCUGAGUUACAGUUCAUAUAAGGAAAUCAGUCAAUUUAAAUAAAUUCAUUAGGCCCUAAUCUAUUGAUUUCACAUGACUGGGCAGGGGCACAGCCAUGGGUCGGCCUGGGGGGGGCAUAGACCUACCCACUUGGGAGCCAGGCCCACCCAAUGGGGAGCCAGGCCCAGCCAAUCAGAAUGUUGUUGUUUUUCCCACAAAAGGGCUUUAUUACAGACAUAUAUACUCCUCUGAACCCCACCCCCCAGCCCCUCAGACGAUCCUGCAGGUGAAGAAGCUGGAUGUGUAGGUCCUGGGCUGGCGUGGUUACACAUGGUCUGCGGUUGUGAGGCCGGUUGGACGUACUGCCAAAUUCUCUAAAAUGACGUUGGAGGUGGCUUAUGGUAGAGAAAUAAACAUUGAAUUCUCUGGCAACAGCUCUGGUGGACAUUCCUGCAGCCAUCAUGACAAUUGCAGCUCCCUCAAAACUUGAAACAUCUGUGGCAUUGUGUUGUGUGUCAAAACUGCACAUUUUAGAGUGGCCUUUUAUUCUCCCCAGCACAAGGUGCACCUGUGUAAUGAUCAAUGUAAUCAGCUUCUUGAUAUGCCAAACCUGUCAGGUGGAUGGAUUAUCUUGACAAAGGCUAAAAUGCUCACUAACAGGGAUGUAAACAAAUUUGUGCACAACAUUUGAGAUAAGCUUUUUGUGUGAAUAGAACAUUUCUUGGAUCUUUUAUUUCAGCUCAUAAAACAUGGGACCAACACUUUACAUGUUGCGUUGGUAUUUUUGUUCAGUGUAAAUGUGACUCCAACAUUAGAGCUGUUUUCCUAAAGAAAUGUAAUCCGCUUUGUGUUUUGUAUCGCGAUACUCGUAUCAUCCCGGCCCUAAAUCUGACUGAGCCCAGGCAUAGUCUGUUAUGAAUAGGAGAGGAGAAAGUGAUACUAAAGCUUUUAGUCUUCCUUGUCAACAUGUGCUCUCUGGGUGGUAGAAUCCUCCAGCUGAGAUUCCAGCUAGCUCUUACUGUUCCCCUACUACUGUCCUGUCAGUUAGACAGUAUGCAUUACCAUCUACCCAGCAGGCAAAACUGAAAUACAUUGAAAUAACAUAAUUACAACCAGUUUACAAGCAGAAUUACGUCAUUUCAACCAGCUUUGCCGGCUGGGUCUGAAUCACUGUACUGUAAGCCAUAUAUAUAGUCACAGCAGUGGAUAGCAUAAACAAACCUAGACUCUGUUCUGAAAGAUCCUCAGAUGAGUGUCGACAAGUCUGAACAAGACUUCUAUCCUUCCCAACCUCUGUCUCUAUAGAAGCACUAGCCAUAAUAAUGAUAAUAGUCCAAAAUCAUAAUACAUUUAAAUGUUAGUCAUUUAGCAGACGCUUUAUCCAGAGCGACUUACAGUUAGUGAGUGCAUACAUUUUCAUACUACUUUGCUUUUGUCCAAAGCAACUGGCUUUAAAAAAUAUUUUUCACUUUUAUUCUUUCAUAUAGCAUUUACUCCCCUCAAUGCUUUGCGCUUAAGACCAAAAACAGCAGUGUGUCCACAGGGUUGGAGAGUACCGGAUUAGUAAUCUGAUUGCAAAAACACUAUAAUCAGUUAUGUUACCGGCUAAAAUAUUGUAAUCAGAUUACAGAUACUUUUAAAAAUCUAAAUGAUUACUUCUUGGAUUACAUUUAAAUUCAGAAAGGAUGUUUGCAAAAAAAUGCAUUGACACCUUUCUGUUUUCUCAAUAACAUUCAAAUUCAGCAUUAAAAAAGGUUUAAGUUUGUUCCACCUGAGCGAGACUGACCACAAGUCAGAGACCACUAUGAAGACCCACUAUGAAGACCCACUAUGAAGACCCACUAUGAAGACCCACUAUGAAGACCCACUAUGAAGAUGGAUCCUUUUGGUCUUCUUCUAAUGCCUCUUAAGGGGAAAGUAAUCCAAAAGUAAGAGAGUAGUCCGAUUACGUUACUGAUUACAAUUUUGGACAGGUAAUUAAUAACUUUAAUGGAUUACAUUUAGAGUAAUCUGUCCAGCUCAGGAUAUGAUUCUGAACCACAGUGCCCACAAUGUCAUGGGUUAAUUAACCUAACUACUAGCUGUGUCACUCUGCGGCCGCUCAAAACACACUCAUGAUACCAGUGUACGUGCUGGGUCUCCUUGUGUGGCUCAGGCUUGUUACUGUACUUGUUAACUUCAGGGGGGGUGUCUGAAGUGGACUCUUCUCAUCUCAUUUCCUUCAUCUGCAAUCAUCUGAAAACAUAUUGUUGGACAGGGGAUAGCAAUGUAGUGGAUGCCCAGGUAUUUGCUUGGAGAGGAAGCCACUUUUGACUAUUGAGAUGCAGCCAUGGACCCAUUGCUGUCACUCUGCACACCUGGACGUGUCUCAAUAAAGACACAAUAGCUAACCCACCUCACCCUUAGUCAUGAAUGUAGCCUCAAAAAGCCUCCAAUACAAACAAACAAGCACAAACUAAACUCUAAUUACAUCAUUUUUGUUGGUGACAGAAUAAGCAAACAAGUAACAUUUAGUCUCACACAAAAGUGUAUAUUUUGGAUGAGCUUGGAUUCCUUUGAGCACACAGAGUAAAAUGUCUGCGGGAAUCAGGGCAUUUCUCCAGCUGAAAUUUGAGAAAACAUGGUGAAGAAGAUAGUCCUUUUACAGAAGGACACAUUAGAAACCCAUGUAUGACACAACCCCUUUUUCUGCUCCCCCUUUCUGACAGUCUAUGCUGAAUGAAAUACUCUUUCCCCGGAAAAGAGUGGUGCGUUUUUCAUAAACAGAUUCCUCUCUCAAUUUCUCCCUCUUGUUUUACUCUCCUUGCUCUCUCCCUUUCUAUCCCUCUUUUACAUAAAAAAACAAAACAAGUCUGCAAUCAGAUGCAGCAGUAUAAACAGCCACCUCUGUGAGAAGAGGUGGAAAGACCAUUUCCAUAACAAAAACACUCAGGCAAAACAAAUUGUCACUCGAGCCGAUUCCCAUUGCACUAAUUGACCUGGUUGAUGAGCAUGCUCUUGUUUUAUAUUUUUCUUUUAUUUCCUUUUUCUUCUUCUUCCUCCCUUCCCCACCAUCGCUUAACCCUGGACUACACCCCCAACCUUCCCCCUCCUCCUCCCCCUUUUUAUCUAGCUUUAGUACCGCCACAGCAUAGGGCGGGAAGGCAAUAACAUAACAACUCUAUGGCUUUUUGCUUUGCAGGAGGAAAAUAAUAACUGUCUUGGUCUUUCCAGCCUCCCUAUGUCCAUCUAUGCAGAGACAGAUCCCCAUUGUCUAUUUAUUUUUGCGUUGUCCUUCUCCUCCCCUUCUCUCACCUCCUAAGAUGGCUCAAUGACCACUAAUGUCAACUACGUUCAUAUACAGGCUACUGGUGAAUGUGGCAGCAAGCUGGGGACAGAGGCUUGGGGGCUUUGGGUUUAGGUGUGGUGUGGGGCAGAGGGGGGGGGGGGGGGGGGGUCUCUUAUUUGAAAGACCCAGGAACAGUCAUGGAACAUGGAACCCCCCCCCCCCCCCCCCCCCCCAACCCCACCUAAUCCCCCCCAACUCCCCUCUGAAAGAUGGCUGCUGGUCCCUGUGGAUGAACCAACCCUCUUCCUCUCGUCCCCCCUCUCUCUUUCACUCUCUCUCCCCCUCCUUUGUCUUCACUCUAACCAUCCUGUCCAUAUGUCUGUCUGUCUGUCUGUGUCCGUCUGUCUGCAUCCUGCAUCAAAACUGUGUCUGACUGUAUGCUCUGUAAAAGCUAUUUAAUUGAAUCUCACACCAACCCAGUAGGAGACAGUAACAUUUGAAACAGACAGACACUGAGCAUUAUGCAGUGUAGCCAGUCGAUAUGAGCAACAGAAGGAGAAUACAUCCCAUCCAUCUCAAUCCUUGGUAGUUUUCAUAUUGUUUAUGUCCACAGCCCUCGGGGGAAGGACACAGUAUCUCACACUGCAUUCUGGGGCAUUGAUUCUGUUUAUUUUGCCCUUGACUAGAUUAUGUUAUGUCACAUGGGACAUUAAGGCGUAGAGUUAGAACACUUCAACUAAUUACUGAUCCUGAUGAUGUCACAAUGCAGGCGGACUCUAACGCAACCAAUCGCCAUGAGGCUGGGAGGACUACAUUAGCUAGAGAUAUCUCACCCAGCACAACAGUAUAUGGCUAUAUGAAUCUGAUUUGUAGCAUUGCUAUACAGCACACAUGAUAGUCAUACAGUAUUAAUAAUAAUAAUAUAUUUAUUUUAUAUAGGGCUUUUCAUUUUCAAAACAGAAUCUCAAAGUCGCUUUAAAAAACAAACACAAAAACAAAUCAAAUUAUCUGGCAGAUUCUUGGGAGGUUGGCUUCAAGAUUGUAUAUGGGGCGCAACAGUAGGCUAGCAUUCAGACAUACCACAGCUAACAUAGCUUGAGGUCCUCCAUUACAAUAACAUUGAGAUAUCAGACAGCUAACAUACCUAGUGUUCUUCCAAUCUGUCAGUGCAUGUGUGGUUUUAUCACCCCCUCCCCUCUCUCUGUCAUCUGUCUGCCAUUAUCAUGUAUGCAUCUUCUUGAAUAUCUAUGCAUACAUGAGAACACACAUGUCAAAGCAUGCCUUUUGGAUAUUAAUUUGCCAUGAUAAAGACAAACAAAUUACUUGUGCUUUCCUAAUCCUUGUUUUGAGAGAACUGUUUUGUUUCAGAUGGAGCACAAACAACCAUAACUGUGUACUGUUACAAACCCUAGUUGCUUACUGUAAAAACAAUAGAGCCCAAAAAGAAAUGAUCUACCUUUCUACUUUACUUUGUAUUCUAUUGUAUUGAUUCUGCUAUUUUUCCCUUGUUUUGUAAAGACCCAGGUUGUGUGCGUGCGUGUGCGAGCGUAUGUGUGUGUAUCUGUGUGUAGCUCUAGUCCUAGGGGUGUGUAUGUGUGUGUGUGCGUCUCUUCGGUGUCUAACUCCUGUCUCUACUGUGGUUGGUCAGGUCGUCAGGGGAGAUGAGGAGUGGGGAGAAGCUAGAGCUGCAGAUGAGCAAUAUUGGAGCUGAUGUGUUGGAGCUGCUGCUGGAGUUUGUCUACACGGGCUCUCUGGUCAUAGACUCAGCAAACGCCAAGACACUGCUAGAGGCCGCCAACAAGUUCCAAUUCAACACCUUCUGCAAAGUCGGUGUGUCCUUCCUAGGUAUGUACCUAUGACAUAGGGUGUGGGGUGUGGGGGGAUGUGGGUAAGUAGGUGUCUCAUCACAUUAAGCCUAAGCUUCUGUCUUUGGCACAUUGUCCCUCGCACCCUUUCUGAAUGUUGUCCAAAUUUAGCGUGAGUUCCUCCCGGAGUAAAAGAGAGAAACAUCAUUUUGCUCCCUAACACCCAGCGCUUGGCUCAGCACCUCUCUUUGUCUCUCUCUGUCUGUCUCUGCCUCUCAGUCUGUCUCUCUGUCUGUCUCUGCCUCUCAGUCUGUCUCUCGGUCUGUCUCUGUCUCUCUCUCCUCUGCCCUCAGGAGUUGGGAGGCACCAGGACAAAAGGUCAGGGAACAAUUGUCACUUAUAUGUCAAAUCCUCCGGCGCAAGCUAUGAUAGAACCCACAGAUAGUCCCAGGGGUCAACUGAGGAGCAAAUGUGUAGUCAUGGAUUUAGGAGGUCAAGGGACUGGGAGACAGUAAAUGUCAGAUUAUACCUACCAUUUAAUAGAGAUGGUUGGAGAGAUGUGGAGAGAGCUGUAAGGCAAGGAUAUGAUGUCUGGCUCUGGGAUGAAAAAGGUCAGAGCAGUAAAAGGAGGGGAAGACAGUGAAAAUAAAUAUUGAUUUGUUUUUCAUGUUUCAUCCGACGAUAUGGACUUGUGAAUAACAGGGAAACCAUUUGUAGUGUAGUCAAAGACGUUAUCACCAUCAGAAUGUCAGUCUAUUCUGCCUGAACAUGAUUCAUGACAUUUGAGCAUGUUAGAAUAGAGACAUAUAAUACUGGUGCAGUGUAUAACCUUGGAACAAAGAAAUUGAUCUAAUGUCAGGGAUAUUGAAGUUCUUAACAAACUAAAAGAUGUGGAAGAAAUUAACUUGGCCUAGUUUGGCCAUGGUGCAUUGAGUUUAUCAGAUGUUUUAUUGUGACAAAAACACACCUCAAUACACCCGGGUGACUUAUAACAUAUUAUUUUGUCCAUCAUAUUAGAACAACAUCAAGUCACAAGAAAUAAAACGUGGGAGGAUUUACAGCCGGCGGCUAUGGAACCUUCCAGAGCCUGGAAUAAAACUCCUUUAUUCACCAUGUCUGCAAUCUGCUCCACUGAGUUUCUGAGAUAUAGCACACCAUGCAACACACACACACACACACACACACACACACACACACACACACACACACACACACACACACACCAUAUAAUAACAGAUGGUUACUGCACAGACUCCUCACACCCAUGAAAAUGAACCUGAAUGAAUGGUACCUGUGGAAUCAAUUAAGGUCAAACCAAAUAAGAAUACCAAACACAUUUCAACCUUGUUUAAUAUUGAUUAGAUAUAGAGACAUCUCUGUAAAGGUAUUGAUUGGUCUAGCUCUAGUUAUUAGUACACAUUCUCACACCCCUUGAGACCUCUCUCUCUCAGAAACAGUAAAAACACAUCUGCUCAAUCAAACUCCACAUUAACAGACUACAGUUAUAUUAGUUUCAGAAGGCUUUGUUUUCCUAUUCAGUUUCAACACACUGAGUUAACUUUAGACUUUAACAGACACCUUUCCUGGUGAUAUUUGUAUAGGCAGCAGGUACACACACACACACACACACACACACACACACACACACACACACAUUGCCUUCAGAAAGUAUUCACACACCUUUACUUUUUCUGCAUUUUGUUGUGUUACAGCCUGAAUUUAAAAUGGAUUACAUUUAGAUAUUUUGUCACUGACCUGCACACAAUACCAUUUUUAUUUUAUUUUACAAAUGUAUAACAAAUGAAAAGCUGAAAUGGCUUGAGUCAAUAAGUAUUCAACCCCUUUAUUAAGGCAAGCCUAAAUAAGUUCAGGAGUAAAACUUAGCUUAACAAGUCACAUAAUAAGUUGCAUGGACUCACUCUGUGUGCAAUAAUAGUGUUUAACAUGAUUUUGGAAUGACUACCUCAUCUCUAUACCCCACACAUACAAUUAUCAGUAAGGUCCCUCAGUCGAGCGGUGAAUUUCAAACACAGAUUCAACCACAAAGACCAGGGAGGUUUUCCAAUGCCUCAUAAAGAAGGGUACCUAUUGGUAGAUGGGUAAAAAAUCUGACUUUAAAUAUCCCUUUGAGCAGGGUGAAGUUAUUAAUUAAACUUUGGAUGGUGUAUCAAUACACCUACUCACUACAAAGAUACAGGCAUCCUUCCUAACUCAGUUUCCGGAGAGGAAGGAAACCCCUCAGAUUUCACCAUGAAGCCAAUGGUGAAUUUAAAACAGUUACAGAGUUUAAUGGCUGUGAUAAGAGAAAACUGAGGAUGGAUCAACAACAUUGCACUUACUCCACAAUACUAACCUAAUUGACAGAGUGAAAAAAAGGAAGCCUGUACAGAAUAAAUAUAUUCCAAAACAUGCAUCCUGUUUUUCAACAAGGCUCUAAAGUAAUACUGCAAAACAUUUGGCAAAACAAUAAAAAUUGUAUCCUGGAUACAAGGUGUUCUGUUUGGGGCAAAUCCAAUACAACACAUGACUGAGUACCACUCUCCAUAUGUUCAAUUUAGUGGUGGCUGUAUCAUAUUAUGGGUACGCUUGUCAUUGUUAAGGACUGGGCAGUUUUUCAGGAUAAAAAAGAAAUGGAAUGGAACUAAGCACAGGCAAAAUCCUAGAGGAAAACUUGGUUCAGUCUGCUUCCCACCAGGCACUGGGAUAUGAAUUCACCUUUCAGCAGGACAAUAACCUAAAACACCAGACCAAAUCUACACUGGAAUUGCUUACCAAGAAGACAGUGAAUGUUCCUGAGUGACCGCAUUACAGUUUUGACUUAAAUCUACUUGAAAACCUAUGGCAAGACCUGAAAAUGGUUGUCUAGCAAUUUGUCAUUAUGGGGUAUUGUGUGUAGAUGGGUGAGAAGAUGGGAGAUCUGGUGGUGGUUGGUACCAAUGUUUCAUUUGAUCAGGCCUCUCACUGUGGCCCCAGUCCGGCGAUAUGGACUUGUGAAAAACAGGGAAAUCAUUUGUAGUGUAGUCAGAGACUUCAUCAGAAUGUCAGUCUAUUCUGCCUGAACAUGAUUCAUGACAUUUGAGCAUGUUAGAAUAGAGACAUAUAAUACUGGUGCAGUGUAUAACCUUGGAACAAAGACAUUUAUAUAAUGUCAGAGAUAUUGAAGUUCGUAACAAAUGUACUGAAGAGAUGUGGAAGAAAUUAACUUGGCCUAGUUUGGCCAUGGUGCAUUGAGUUUAUCAGAUUUUUUAGUGUGACAAAACACACCUCAAUACACCCGGGUGACUUAUAACAUAUUAUUUUGUCCAUCAUAUUAGAACAACAUCAAGUCACAAGAAAUGAAACAAGUGGGAGGAUUUACAGCCGGCGGCUAUGGAACCUUCCAGAGCCUGGAAUAAAACUCCUUUAUUCACCAUGUCUGCAAUCUGCUCCACUGAGUUUCUGAGAUAUAGCACACCAUGCAACACACACACACACACACACACACACACACACACACACACACACACACACACACACACACACACACACACACACACACACACACACACACACACACACACACAAACACACACACACACACACACACACACACACACACACCAUAUAAUAACAGAUGGAUACUGCACAGACUCUCCUCACACCCACACAAAUGAACCUGAAUGAAUGGUACCUGUGGAAUCAAUUAAGAUCAAACCAAAUAAGAAUCUUAUCCAGAGCGACUUACAGUUAUUGAGUACAUACAUAUUUUUUCUCAUCAGUAAUAAGGUCCUCAAUCAGCUUUCUGAAUUGCCCUAGAGGCACCAGAACAUCACAUUUAAGAACAUUUUGAAGAUUGUUCCACAAAUAAGGUGCAAGAAAACUAAAAGCUGAUUUACCUAAUUCAGUAAUGACCAAAGGAAUUUCAAGAGUUAGUCAUCCCUGAGACUGGGUGUGGUAACUUGUAUGUCUAAAGCUUAGUAAUGACGUUCAGUACAGUAGGACUUUUUGUAAAAGGGCUUUAUAAAUGAAAACUUAGCAAUGUAUCAACCUACGUGACAUCAAAGAGGACCAACAAACUUUCUGGUAGAGAAUGCAGUGAUGAGUACUACAAUUGUCGCCUGUAAUAAAGGUCAGUUCGCAAUGAGAAACUGCAUCUAAUGGCUUUAAUGAAGUGGCAUACACACACACACAUACCUACAUACUGCUCUGUGCUUAUAGAUGGGAGAUCUGGUGGUGGUCAGUACCAAUGUCUCAUUUGAUCAGGCCUCUCACUGUGGGCCCCAGCCCAGGGCUUUGUGUGUGCGUGUUUAUGUGUUUCUGUAUGUGUGUGUGUGUGUGUGUGUGUGUGAAAGGUAUUUACCUGCUGUACUAAUCCCUGCUAUGCCUUCCCAGUCUCCUGGCCCUGCUCAGUGGGCUCCUAGCGAUCGAUUCCCCUUGUUGUUUGUCCCUGGAGCUGUUAGAGUUAUUACACUCUCUCCCCAGCCCCAGAUAUACACACAGAUAGACCACAGCUCUCCCCUCUCCACCCCCCCCCCCCCCCCCUUACUUUUUAAUGGAUGUAUGAAUGACAAUCUCUCUCUCCAUCUCUCCCCGUUUUUCCUCUCUCUCUCCCCCUCUCCUCUCUCUCUUUCUCUCACCCUCUCCUCUCUCUCUCCCCUCUGCUUUCCCCACCUUUUCUCUCUCUCUCUCUCCUCUCUCUCUGCAGAGAAACAGCUAACGGCAGGGAACUGUCUAGGUGUGCUGGGCAUGGCUGAGGCGAUGAGAUGUACAGAGCUCCACAACAUGGCCAAAGCCUUUGCACUCCAGAACUUCCCUGAGGUAGGUGAAUGUACUGAAUGAACAGAUCGAUGGAUGGGUGGAUGGAUAACUGCAUUAAUGAAUACAUGCAUGAAUAAAUGCAUACAUGCAUGAAUGAAUUUAUAAGAUGUUCAUAAAAAAUACCACAUAUGAUAAAAACAGUGCAUGUACCCCAGGAUGUUUAUCCCAAUCAAGUUUCAACCCUUUGUGCUCUAGGCAGCCGGUCAGGAGGAGAUUCUGAAUGUAUCUAAGGAGGACCUGGUGGCCUACUUGUCUAAUGACAGCCUCAAUACCAAGACUGAGGAACUGGUCUACGAGACCGCCAUCAAGUGGAUCAAACGAGACCCCACCUCCAGAGUACAGGUAAGGCAGGGAGGAGAGAGAGGGGGGUGGGAGGGAGUGGUUCAAAUCAAAUGUUAUUUCUCACAUGCGCCGAAUACAACAGGUGUAGACUUUAGCGUGAAAUGCUUACUUACUAGAUCUUUCCCAACGAUGCAGAGUUAAAAAGUAAGAACAUUUGCAAAUAAAAAUUGAAAAUAGUAACACAAUAAAUACUAAUAACGAGGAGUACUAGUACCGAGUCAAUGUACAGGGGUACGAGGUAGUUGAGGCAAUAGGGACAUGUUGGUAGGGGUAAAAGUGACUAGGCAAUCAGGAUAGAUAAUAAACAGAGUAGCAGCAGCAUAUGUGAAGAUUGUGAAAGUGUGUGUGGCAUUAUUUUUAUUGUUGGACUGUAAAAACACCAGCAAAUCAGCUCCAAGUGAUUUUAAUUUGGAAAUCUGUUACAAAGAAUUCCCACACAUAAGAGAGAGAUAUGUGAUCGUAUACAAAUGUAAGCAAGGUUUGAAAUUAUUAUGUUUUAGUUCAACGUUAUAUCUGUUGGGGCUUCUUGCGGUCACUUUGCAGUCUAUCCAUUCAAGAAAAUAUCGGUCCGCGGCUGAAUCUAGUUGAUGAUCCGUGGUCUAUGGCUUGGGUGGCUGGGGUCUUUUUUUCUUGUCCUUGCUCUGACACCGCCUGGUAUAGAGUUUCUGGAUGGCAGGGAGCUCGGCCCCAGUUAUGUACUGGGCUGUCCGCACCACCAUCUGUAGCGCCUUGCGGUCGGGUGCCAAGCAGUUGCCAUACCAAGCGGUGAGGCAGCCAGUCAAUAUGCUCUCAAUGGUGCAGCUGUAGAACUUUGAGGAUCUGAGGGCCCAUGCCAAAUCUUUUCAGCCUCCUGAGGGGGAAGAGGCAUUGUCGUGCCAUCUUCACGACUUUGUUGGUGUGUUUGGACGCAGAGGAACUUGAAGCUCUCGAUCCGCUUUACUACAGCCCCAUCGAUGUGAAUGGGGGGGUGCUCGGUGCUCCAUUUCCUGUAGUCCACAAUCAGCUCCUUUGUCUUGCUGACGUUGAGGAAGAGGUUUUUGUCCUGGCACCACACUGCCAGGUCACUGACCUCCUCCCUAUAGGCUGUCUCAUCAUCAUCUGUGAUCAGGCCUACCACCGUCGUGUCAUCAGCAAACGUAAUGAUUAUGUUGGAGUUGUGCGUGGCCACGCAGUAGUGGGUGAACAGGGAGUACAGGAAGGUACUAAGCACACACCUCUGAGGGGCCCCUGUGUUGAGGGUCAGCGUGGCGGAUGUGUUGAUACCCUCAACACCUGGGCCCGCCAGGAAGUCCAGGGUCCAGUUGCAGAGAGAAGUGUUUAGUCCCAGGGUCCUGAGCUUGGGGGGCACUAUGGUGUUGAACGCUGAGCUGUAGUCAAUGAACAGCAUUCUCACAUACAUGUUCCUAUUAUCCAGAUGGGAGAGGGCAGUGUGGAGUGCAAUAGAGAGCGUCAUCUGUGGAUCUGUUGUGGCGGUAUGCGAAUUGGAGUGGGUCUAGGGUGUCUGGGAUGAUGGUGUUGAUGUGAGCCAUGACCAGCCUUUCAAAGCAUUUCAUGGCUACAGAUGUGAGUGCUAGGGCGCAAUAUUUAUUUAGACAAGUUACCUUGGUGUUCUUGGGCACAGUGACUAUGGUGGUUUGCUUGAAGCAUGUAGGUAUUAGACUGGACCAGGGAGAGGUUGAAAAUGUCAGUGAAGACACUUGCCAGCUGGUCAGCGCAUGCUCUGAGUACGCUUCCUGGUAAUCCGUCUGGCCCCACAGCCUUAUGAAUGUUAACCUGUUUAAAGGUCUUGCUCACAUCGCCUACGGAGAGCGAGAUCACACAGUCGUCCGGAACAGCUGGUGCUCUCAUAUUGGAUUUUGUGUUAAAUGCUCUACAACAAAGCUUUCUUAGUGUCCAACAAGCUUUCUCCUUGUUCUGAACACCUCCAAAACAAAGGUAAUGUGGUUUGGUAAGAAGAAUGCCCCUCUCCCCAUCGGUGUGAUUACUACCUCUGAGGGUUUAGUGCUUGAGGUAGUCACCUCAUACAAGUACUUGGGAGUAUGGCUAGAUGGUACACUGUCCUUCUCUCAGCACAUAUCAAAGCUGCAGGCUAAGGUUAAAUCUAGACUUGGUUUCCUGUAUCAUAAUCGCUCCUCUUUCACCCCAGCUGCCAAACUAACCCUGAUUCAGAUGACCAUCCUACCCAUGCUAGAUUACGGAGAUGUAAUUUAUAGAUCGGCAGGUAAGGGUGCUCUCGAGCGGCUAGAUGUUCUUUACCAUUUGGCCAUAAGAUUUGCCACCAAUGCUCUUUAUAGGACACAUCACUACACUCUAUAGUCCUCUGUAAACUGGUCAUCUCUGUAUACCCGUCGCAAGACCCACUGUUUGAUGCUUAUUUAUAAAACCCUCUUAGGCCUCACUCCCCCGUAUCUGAGAUACCUACUGCAGCCCUCAUCCUCCACAUACAACAUCCGUUCUGCCAGUCACAUUCUAUUAAAGGACCCCAAAGCACACACAUGCUUGGGUCGCUCCUCUGUUCAGUUCGCUGCAGCUAGCGACUGGAACGAGCUGCAAAAAACACUCAAACUGGACAGUUUUAUCUCCAUCUCUUAAUUCAAAGACUCAAUCAUGGACACUCUUACUGACAGUUGUGGCUGCUUCGCGUGAUGUAUUGUUGUCUCUACCAUCUUGCCUUUGUGCUGUUGUCUGUGCCCAAUAAUGUUUGUACCAUGUUUUGUGCUGCUACCAUGUUGUGCUGCUGCCAUGUUGUGUUGUCAUGUGUUGCUGCCAUGCUAUGUUGUUGUCUUAGGUCUCUCUUUAUGUAGUGUUGUGGUGUCUCUCUUGUCGUGAUGCGUGUUUUGUCCUAUAUAUUUAUUUUUAAUCCCAGCCCCCGUUCCCGCUGGAGGCCUUUUGUCUUUUGGUAGGCCGUCAUUGUAAAUAAGAAUUUGUUCUUAACUGACUUGCCUAGUUAAAGAAAGGCUAAAUAAAAAAAGAUGCAUGGUUCAGUGUUGCUUGCCUCAAACCAAGCAUAGAAGGUGUUUAGCUCGUCUGGUAGCUCACGGCUGGGUUUCCCUUUGUAAUCUGCGAUAGUUUGCAAGCCCUGCCACAUCCGACCAGCGUCAGAGUAGGAUUCGAUCUUAGUCCUGUAUUGACGCUUUGCCUGUUUGAUGGCUCGUCGGAGGUCGUAGCGGGAUUUCUUAUAAGCGUCCGGAAUAGUGUCUCUCUCCUUGAAAGCGGCAGCUCUAGCCUUUAGCUCAGUGCAGAUAUUGCCUGUAAUCCAUGGCUUCUGGUUGGGAUAUGUACAUACGGUCACAGUGGGGACGACGUUGUCGAUGCACUUAUUAAUGAAGCCGGUGACUGAUGUGGUAAACUCAAUGCCAUCAGAUGAAUCCCAGAACAUAUUCCAAUCUGUGCUAGCGAAACAGUCCUGUAGUUUAGCUUCCGCUUCAUCGGACCACUUCCGUAUUGAGCACUUCACUGGUACUUCCUGUUUGAGUUUUUGCUUGUAAGCAGGAAUUAGGAGGAUAAAGUUAUGGUCAGAUUUGCCAAAGGGAGGGCGGGGAAGAGUUUUGUAUGUGUUUGUGUGUGGUCUGGAGUUUUGUCGCCUCUGGUUGCACAGGUGACAUGCUGGUAAAAAGUCUGUAAAACGGAUUUCAGUUUCACUGCAUUAAAAUCACCAGCCACUAGGAGCGCUGCCUCUGGAUGUGUCUUUUCUUGUUUGCUUAUGACCCUCUACAGCUCGUUGAGUGUAGUCUUAAUGCCAGCAUCAGUUUGUGGUGAUAAAUAGACAGCUACAAAAAAUAUAGAUGAAAACUCUCUUUGUAAGUAGUGUGGUCUGCAGCUUAUCAUUAAGUAUUCUAACUCAGGCGAGCAAAACCUUGACACUUCCUUAACGUUAGAGAUCGCACACCAGCUGUUGUUAACAAAGAGACACCCCCCUCCCCCCUAAACCUACCUGACACUGCCGUACGGUCUUGACGAUGCAUAGUAAAACCAGCUAGAUGUAUAUUAUCCAUGUCCUUGUUCAGCCAUGACUCAGAGAAACAUAGGAUAUUCAAGUUCUUCAGGUCCCGUUGAUAGGAUAGUCUCGAACAGAGCUCUUCCAGUUUCUUCUCCAGUGACUGUACAUUCGCCAAAAGAACGGAGGGUAGGGGCGGUUUAUUUGCGUGCCAAUGUAGUUUCAUCAGUAUGCCUGCCCCUUCUGCGUAAAACGGCACUUCUGUCGCUAAAAGAUAAAAGCAGUAGUUGAAUUUGUACUGGUCCAUUUUCAACAUGUUCAUUCAGUGUUUAUGGGUACUCUACUGUAGUGUACAGUAUGGCCUGGCUUGGUUUGUUGUGGGAGUGCCAUAUAGCCCCCACUGUGAUCUAACCUGGUUAAUCAGUACUUCAUGCUGUUCUGACAACACCAUCAUCUGUUUACAAUAUCAUCACACACACACACACACACACACAGAAAGAUACAAGCUCACACACACAGCAGCUCAAACCUUAAAUCAGGACUCACACUCACAUUAAUCUUGUGCAAUGUUUCUGCUACACAUAGAUUUGGGUUUCAGAGUUAGUAUUGGAUCCAUAAAGGUUUGUAUCCUGCGGUGAGCUCUCCAAUCCAUGUUCUCUUCUUCCAUAUUCAUUGAUGUGAUGUACUGACCCUGAGACGUAUCGACCACCAGUCUUAUUUGUUGAAGAGUGACCAGUGUUGGGGAAGCUACUCUGAAAAUAUAGUUUACCAAGAUAGCAAUUACUUCACACUGGAAGAAUUUAAGCUACACUAAAGCUACCAUUAAGAAAUACAGUAUAUAUUUUACUUAAGUAAAGUUACUUUGAAAAAGUAGUUCACUACGUCCAAACUACUUAGUGAAAAAAAUAUAUCUAAAUCUUAAUUGUUAUAGAAUACAAAUUGAAAAAACAGAUCACUCUGUAGUCAUAUGUUAACAGACAUGUGUAAUGUAUCAUAUUCAACACAAAAAUUAGUGAGCAUUAGGCAGGUCUGAUGCCGAAAAAGAAAGGAAUUGAAUAAAAAAUUUAAAAGUAGUGUGCUGUACACCACUACAUGGCAAAAAAGUUAUGAACUACUGAAAACACUACCAAUAUUUGAAUUGAGUUCAACUACCACCAAGAUACUGCAAAAUGUAGUUAAUUACUAGUUGAAUUACAUGUAGUUCACUACUCUCUAACACUGAGUGUGAUCUAGUGGACACAAGCCUGUUUGCCGUCUCUGUUCUGCUAGUCUUCUUAGCUAACAUUCCACUCAGGAGAGGGAAGGAGUGGAAUGUUAGCUAAGAAGACUGGUACCCAGACUAAGUGGACAAUACAUAUCUCAGGGCUAAGAUAUGAUCUGAUUGCAUUAUAAUUUCCUUUAAAGACAGACCAAAACCCCAAUUCAAUCAACUGCAGAUAAAGGGAAGCUGCCUGCACAGUGGGUUCACUAAGAAUGUUCACACUGUAUCACAGGUAUUGAUUGUAAAUUAAACCUACCGACAGCAAGCUGAUUCCCUCUUGCGGAUAUUGUCAUCAUUGGACAUGAUCAGUACCCUAUUUCUUUAAAUAAAAACCUAAGUACGAGUCUCCCUCAUUUUACAGGUGCCUCGUUUUUCAGGUGCAGGGCAGAGAAG